AUCCAAUCCAAUCUCCCUCAUUGUCUGUGUGUUUUUCCUUGCAGAAAGUGAAGCAAGAGAUCUCAAUUAUAUUUUUUGUUGUUUUUGUUGGCAGAACCUUUGAGAGAAGGAUUAAUGGAAAUACAACAACAACAACAAGGUGGCUCUGAAGUGAGGAGACUUCACAUCGUCUAUUUUCUGAGUCGAAAGGGUCGUAUCGAACACCCUCACCUCAUUCGAGUCCAUCACCUCUCUAGGAAUGGCGUUCGAUUGCGAGAUGUGAAGAGAUGGUUGGCCGAGUUGCGUGGGAAGGAGAUACCGGAGUCGUUUUCAUGGUCAUACAAGAGGAGAUAUAAGUCAGGAUAUGUGUGGCAGGAUUUGCUAGAUGAUGAUCUCAUUACUCCCAUUUCAGACAAUGAGUACGUGCUCAAAGGAUCUGAGAUUUCCUCCAUCAAUGUUAAAGAGUAUCCAUACACAGAGGAAAAGUGUGGUAGUAAUAAAAAAGAUGAGUUAUCAUUAGAGCAUGAGGAUAAUAAGGCCUUAUGCAAAGUAGAAAAUCAGACUCAACCAACAGAUGCCUUAGUUGAUGUCUCACCGAAACCGCCAUCUGAAAUCGAAGAAGAAUCGCCUUCUUUUGGCUCGGAGACGUCCACAUUCACAGAUGACUCAGGAAAAGCUGAGAUGGACAAAAGUUCAGACACGGUUACACAAGAAAAGCCGAUCGUGAAAGAAAAAGUAAGCCGCCUUGCGCCUUUUUACUCGACAAUUUUGAUGAGGAGGAGCAAGAAGAGGAGCAAGAAUAUCGCGGUUGAUGAAAAGAGUGUUGCAUCCAGUGCUCCUGAGGCUGAGGUCGGGGCUGUGGCUGUCGAGUCAUGCAAGAACGUGGCAUCAUCGGAGCCUCAAUGCACGAAGAGCAAGAGCAGCAAAUCAAAUUUGCUCAAGAGCCUGAUCACUUGUGGGGAUAUAGGGACGAAGGAUUCCGCGGUCUUAUCAGUGAAGAAGCAGAACAAGCCUUUCCUGAGCACGUGUUCGAGUGAAGCGGAGAAUGUUCGUUCAGACACUUUGUGCAGAAGAGACACCGGCUUCGGAGGCUCUCAGAGGGUGUUUGGGAAUUUUAAUUGGACUCAGAGAGACUUUAGUAGAAGAAGGAGUGUUGAUGGGAUUGAGGAUUUGAAGUGGAGCUAUAGGAGUAAAUCAGCAGAGCAAAAGGCACCUUGCGCUGCUUAUAAGCCAGUGAGCGGGCCGAAUUGCUCGCAAUGCGGGAAGGUGUUCAAGCCGGAGAAGAUGCAUGCGCAUAUGAAGUCUUGCAAGGGGAUGAAAGCUAUGUCGAAAUGUGUUGCUGCUGAUAAGCCUUCAAAAGGAAGUGGGGACUCAUUUUUUGGCCAUUUUGUGACUCAUUCAUAG
Salvia splendens (bonfire salvia) is the source of this 1383-nucleotide messenger RNA. Its product is annotated as protein SOSEKI 1. The record is from RefSeq and is a predicted model, not a curated record. The transcript has 7 exons. Lineage: Eukaryota; Viridiplantae; Streptophyta; Magnoliopsida; Lamiales; Lamiaceae. Bases 115 to 1383 code for a protein of 422 amino acids.